AUGAAGUAUGUCGCAGAGUUUGGCGGCUCCAUCGCUCUAGGUGUAAGCCAGAUCUUGUCCUCUCAAGCGCUAGAUGGUGAAGCUUUCAAAGGAGAGGCAAUGAAACCAUGCACACUACAUCCCGUGCCUGAGUAUCAUGCUCCUUUCCAGACCAUCCAUGGCGACCUCGGAAACACGCGCACCAGAGACUGCGACGCGCCCUUGGGCGUGAACACGACUGUUGACUCGUGGAACAUACCGUCCUUUGGUCCGAUUUUCUGGGACGACAAAGGGCGAGUCACUACGACGAUUGUCCUCGAAGGUGGUGUUGCGUACCUAGCGGCUCUUGAUCCAGAUACUUAUGAGAUCUUGACUACCUACCCGUCACUGAAUGAAACAUCCAAUGUGAGGCUAUCCUCCGUUAUUUACACCCAAGUGCUUGGCAAUCGUAUCAUCUUCCCGGACAAUGAUCAGCACAUUCUGGAAAUGGAACGCAUCGACACUGAGGAUACCACAAGUUUUGUCAAAACCCGGGACACCAGCCUCUCUGGCCAUAUUGAGGAAAAUUCCAAGCUUAUUGGCGUUACCCACGACUCGGUUGGAAAUGUGUGGUUUGCAACCGGGGGCAUCACGACUUUGCACGCUGCGACCGCCCUCUCUGCCACUGUUGGGUAUAUAGAGCCGGACGGCACAAUCCACGCUACUAAGCUCGAAAACGCUCAAAUAGAAAACAGCUUCGCUGUCAGUGGAAAGAGGGUGUUUUUGGUAACUGGGCCGGCGGGUUCAACUGAUACACCGGACGCCAAGGGGCAUCUUUAUGCUCUAGAGGCCGGCCCAAAUGGAGUAAAAAUUGUCUUCACGGCUCCGUACGACGCCGGAAGUGGCAUCAAAAAGGGUGCACUCUCCCGUGGAUCAGGAGCAUCACCUUCAUUACUGGGUCACAAAUAUGUGGCUGUUACCGACAACGCCGACGACCAAAUCCGUAUCAAUAUUUUCAAGCAACACCCUGACAAGACCGAAGAUGUCAAACCUAUUUGCAGGGUCCCCAUAUUCGAGGCUGGAGAGGGCGCGGUCGAAAAUGCAAUGGUUUCUCAUUGGGAUGGGGCGUCUACAUACAGUGUGAUUGCAAACAAUUUCUUCAACGCUCCAGCUGCCUUUCAACUAUUUACUGGUCGCAACUGGCCGCUUGACGACUCGCUUCUUAAUGCCCCGUUCAACAAUCUCACGCAACUCGCUCCUGGAAUGGUCAGGGUGGAUCUGGAUGAAGAAACAAUGUCUUGCACAACACGCUGGUACAACAAGGAUAUCCGGACUCACCUGUCACCAAUUCUAUCCACGCGUACUGGCUUGCUGUACGUGAGCACCCAGGAUUUUGAUCUUGCUGUGAAGGGCAGUUAUCAAUAUUACCUUGCGGCAUUUGACUUCCAAUCUGGCAAGGAAGUUUGGAGGGUCAGAAAAGGUGCUGGUGGUUCAUUCCUUGCAACUUUACCACCAGUGUUGACGAGCGAUGGAGGUGUUGGUCAAUGUGUGGUCAGAGGAUUUGUGAAGACUAGAGAUAGCCGUGUGAGCCAAGUAGAGAGUCCUUAG
Molecule: messenger RNA, 1566 nt
Organism: Pochonia chlamydosporia 170
Lineage: Eukaryota; Fungi; Ascomycota; Sordariomycetes; Hypocreales; Clavicipitaceae
Exons: 2
Coding region: 1-1566 (521 amino acids)
Source: RefSeq, a predicted model, not a curated record